Messenger RNA from Neohortaea acidophila, 2065 nucleotides. Its product is annotated as putative flavin-containing monooxygenase. Gene Ontology annotation, molecular function: flavin adenine dinucleotide binding; monooxygenase activity. The record is from RefSeq and is a predicted model, not a curated record. Bases 89 to 1915 code for a protein of 608 amino acids. The transcript is spliced from 4 exons. NCBI's taxonomy places the organism in Eukaryota, Fungi, Ascomycota, Dothideomycetes, Mycosphaerellales, Teratosphaeriaceae.
CAGCGAUCGUAGAAUCUAGACAUGAUACGGCAAAGUAAGGCAGAGAGACCAUUCAUUUCACAUUUCUUUUAGCACCCUGCUCUGAAGCAUGUCUCGACUUGCACCCCUGCCCGUCUCCUUACCAUCCGUCCCCAUCUCCGAAGACACGGAAGCGGCUGAGGUAGCGGCUGCAUAUGGCAACAUCUUUGCGAAUAUUCAAGAACAAAGCUUCCUCGAUGAUGCUGUCUGGCGCGACACCUACGCCCUGACGGGUACCAUACGCACUUUCUACGGCGCGAAAGGGGUGUCUGCUGCAUGGCGAGAAUGCAUCGCCCAAGCACGGCCCCAUUCUUUCCAUGCUGCAGUCGAGCAGUCCCAGCUUAGAAGGCUUCCGGGUGGUCACUCUUGGGUGGAUGUUCCGUUCACAUUCGAGACGGCGAGUGAGCCGCCAUUGCUUUGUACGGCUAGCUUAUGGCUAGCCAAAGACGACUCGGAUCGCGAUGGGUGGAAGAUAUGGGUGAUGACCACUGUCCUCGACCGGAUCAAAGGCCUGCCCAGUGUGGAUGAUUACUGUGCUGCCACACCAGGCCACCAGAUCAAUGGUUCCAUCAACGGUACAACUCACAACGUCAAUGGCACACACUCAGAAGACUCUCACUUCGACUGUGUAAUUGUAGGCGGAGGCCAAGCCGGACUUAACGUCGCCGCACGUUGCAUGGCCCUCGGCAUAUCCUACGUGAUUCUCGAGAAGAACGAAGCCAUUGGCGACAACUGGAAGAACAGAUACGAUUCCGCACGACUGCACACCAUCAAGGACUACACGCAUUUCCCUUUUGAGCGCACGUGGACCGAGGAGUAUGGGCAAUGGCUCAGCAAAGACGAUCUUGCGAAGGGCUACGACAUUUGGGCGCGCAACUUUGGUGUCAAUGUUUGGUGCUCCACUGAAUUGCUGGGUGGCUCUUGGGAUAAAGCAACAAGAUCGUGGACACUCAAGAUUCGCCGUCAGGAGAACGAUGUUGAAGAAGAGAUUACUUCAUCUUUUGUCAUCAUGGCAGUCGGAGCAGGUGGCCAGAUACCUCACAUGCCGGCACUACCAGGGCGGGACCGAUUCAAAGGCAUCGUCCAGCAUUCCGAAAAGUACAAAUCCGCCUCAGAAUGGGCAGGGAUGAAAGCCGUCGUCAUCGGCACCGCAAACACCGCGCACGAUAUCGCAGAAGACAUGCUCGAUGCCGGCUGCUCAUCUGUCACCAUGGUCCAGCGAUCAGACACCUUCGUCCUUCCCACAGAAUGGUACGAAAAGGUCCAGGAACGAACAUACAACGCGAAAGUUCCGAUCCAUGUUGCCGAUCGACUGGGACAGUCCAAUCCGAAUGCAAUCCAGCGGCUGGUGGUUAUGACGCCAAUCCACGCCAUGAUACGACAGAACAUCGGGCGCUUCGAGGCAUUGCAGAAGGCCGGCUUCCGAGUGGAUGUAUUUGGCGAUCCGAUUUGGCAUCUCUUUGAGAGACUGGGAGGGCAUUACAUGGAUGUCGGGGCGAGUAAGAAGAUCGCCGAUGGUCUGAUCAAAAUCAAAUCCGACGCUGCAUUGACGCACUACACGCCCAACGGCCUAGGCUUCGCAGACGGCUCUGAACUCCCCGCGGAUUGCGUCGUCUUCGCCACAGGCUUCGAAACAAACCUUCGUCAUCGUGUCCACCAGCUCUUCGGCAAGGCCGUGGCGGAUCAAGUCGGAGACUUCUCGCGAAUGGACGACGAAGGCGAGCAGUCUGGCGCUUUCAGGUUUCGGCAUCCCGGCCUCGCGUGCACCGGAGGCGCGAUAGGGCCAUGUCGAUGGUUCUCGAGGUUCCUUGCCAUGCACAUGAAGGCGGAACUCACGGGCACUCCGAUGCAGGUGUAUUCUCGCACUCCUGUGCCGCCGACACGGACUGAUACAUGAGACUCUGCUCGAAUUUCUGCAUACACGCCUGCUACCAUCAAAUGCCCGCCACGUAACUAGCGAUUCAAUCUAGAUUCAUAGAGAGAGAGCAGAUCCACGGAUGAGUUGAUGGCAUUGUACAGCAUGCCACAGCCUGAUGGACCUCCUCAA